CCCUCCCACAAAUCCAAACCCCUUUACCAUCAUUCUUUUUCGUUUCUUCUCCAAAUUCCCAACGUCAGUGCCACUGUCGUUCGCUGAGUAUUCUGGUAGAAAUGGACGCUGAAAUCAAAGGACGAAUCGAGACAACUGUUCGGAGGAUUUUGCAAGAAUCAGACAUGGACGAGCUCACUGAGUCCCAGAUUAGGAAGCAAGCGGCCAAAGAGCUGGACCUGGACCUGUCGCAGCCGCAUUACAAAACCUUUGUGAAGCAGAUUGUGCAGUCCUUUAUUCAGGAAAAACAAGAGGAGCAGGAGGACGAGGAGUACGACGAUGAGGGCAAUCUCAUUAUCUGCAAGCUUUCUGCCCAGAGAAGGGUGACGAUUCAAGAAUUCAGAGGGAAAACAUUGAUCUCUAUCCGGGAGUAUUAUAGAAAGGACGGUAAAGAACUUCCUUCUUCGAAAGGAAUAAGUUUGACGGAGGAGCAGUGGUCAGCGUUGAAGAAGAACAUACCUGCCAUAGAAAAAGCCAUUGAGAAGAUGGAGUCAAACAUAUAAGAUGAAGCAAUCUGUGUUACAAGGACCUCUACCCAGUGGGCAGAGCUAUCUAUACCUUUGAUGAUAUUUUAGAUCUGGAAAUGUUCAUUUACUGUUAUCCAAAAAUUGGGAUCAUGGAAACCUCUCAUAAGUCCCUACAGUUCGGCGUAUUACCGUUCUGAUAUGAUGUUUUGAACCUCACUCAGAACUGACUUUUCUUUUUUGGGGAGUCUAAUAUUUAUGGGGGUUUUCUUUUGACAAUGGACAUUUUUUCAGAACCUUAUGAUAAAUCCCCCGUGUAGUGUUCAAGUCUACCUUGUACUGCAAAACGGCCGCUUGAGUGCUAAUGGAUAUUUUGGAAGAGUAUGAA
Molecule: messenger RNA, 891 nt
Organism: Prosopis cineraria
Lineage: Eukaryota; Viridiplantae; Streptophyta; Magnoliopsida; Fabales; Fabaceae
Product: RNA polymerase II transcriptional coactivator KELP
Exons: 3
Coding region: 102-542 (146 amino acids)
Biological process (GO): positive regulation of transcription initiation by RNA polymerase II
Molecular function (GO): transcription coactivator activity; DNA binding
Source: RefSeq, a predicted model, not a curated record